UCGAACCAGUACCACCAAUUAACUAAAACAAAAACAAAGAAGAGGUUUCAUGAAAUACAGGCGUGCUGACAAUCUUUGAGCCAUUUGUAGGUUUUGUUCAAUCGAUCGCUCAUAGAACAAAAGAAAAUCACAAGAACAAGAAGAAUCGAAGGAGUGGGAAGUGCAUGAGGAAGCUGUGUCCGAACGUAGACAGAGACGAUGGUUUGGAGACGGUUUUGGAAAUUCCGAUACCAGAGGAGCUGUUCUCCGGUAUGGGCAAUAACGUUGCAUUGAGGUGUCAGAAUAUGAUGACGUGGAUGAAAGCUCAAACGUCUGAUAAAUUGUCGCAACCGCUAAUCGCUGCUCGUAUCAACGAGCUUCAUUUUUUGCUCUACCUCGUUGGAUCGCCUCUUAUACCUCUCCAGGUUCAAGUUGGUCACUCUGUUCAUAAGCCUGUCAAAGAUUCCUCCAUUCAAGCAUCGACGGCGAAAUACAUAGUGCAGCAAUACAUAGCGGCGACGGGAGGACCUGCUGCGUUAAACGCCGUGAACAGUAUGUGCGUUAUUGGGCAAGUGAAGAUGACGGCGUCAGAGUUUCACCAAGGAGAUGAUUCCAACGUUAAUCUUAAAAGCAACGAUGAAAUGGGUGGUUUCAUAUUGUGGCAGAAAGAUCCAGAUCUGUGGUGUUUGGAGCUCGUUGUCUCUGGAUGUAAAGUCAUAUGCGGUAGUAACGGUCGGCUUUCGUGGCGACAUUCUUCUAACCAGCAAACACCGUCGUCUACCGGUACACCGAGACCUCUCCGCCGUUUUUUACAGGGUUUAGAUCCUCGUUCGACCGCGAAUAUGUUCCUCGACGCGACAUGCAUUGGAGAGAAGAUUAUCAACGGCGAAGAUUGCUUUAUAUUGAAACUUGAGACGAGUCCGGCGGUUAGAGAGGCUCAAAGCGGUCCAGAUUUCGAGAUCAUUCAUCACACGAUAUGGGGUUAUUUCAGCCAGAGAUCGGGACUGUUGAUACAGUUUGAGGACUCGAGGCUUCUGAGUAUGCGGACCAAGGAAGGCGAUGUAUUUUGGGAGACGAGCGCAGAAUCGGUGAUGGAUGAUUAUCGGUACGUGGAUGAUGUGAACAUCGCUCACGGUGGGAAAACUACAGUUACGGUUUUUAGGUAUGGUGAAGCGUCGGCGAACCAUCGGAGACAGAUGACGGAGAAGUGGCGGAUCGAAGAAGUUGAUUUUAACAUUUGGGGUCUCUCGGUCGAUCAUUUUCGUCCUCCCGCCAAUUUGCUCACCGGAAACUGAUUUUUUGUUAUCCGUUCCAUUCAUUUUUUUUUUUUUUUUUGCUACUAGGUUUUAAAAGUAUCAUCAACCAGCGAGCCGGUGUAAUAAAUUAAUAUUGAUCUUGAUGACUGAAUCUUGCGU
This is a messenger RNA of Brassica oleracea var. oleracea, 1394 nucleotides long. RefSeq lists its product as uncharacterized. The record is from RefSeq and is a predicted model, not a curated record. NCBI's taxonomy places the organism in Eukaryota, Viridiplantae, Streptophyta, Magnoliopsida, Brassicales, Brassicaceae. The transcript is spliced from 3 exons. Bases 165 to 1274 code for a protein of 369 amino acids.